Messenger RNA from Myxocyprinus asiaticus (Chinese sucker), 5461 nucleotides. Its product is annotated as nucleotide-binding oligomerization domain-containing protein 1-like. The transcript is spliced from 11 exons. Gene Ontology annotation, biological process: regulation of apoptotic process. NCBI's taxonomy places the organism in Eukaryota, Metazoa, Chordata, Actinopteri, Cypriniformes, Catostomidae. The record is from RefSeq and is a predicted model, not a curated record. Gene Ontology annotation, molecular function: protein binding. The coding region runs from base 302 to 3136 and encodes 944 amino acids.
AAAAUGAGACCAUGAGCCCAACAACAACUCCCGACGUUUCUGCUUAUUCUUCAUGUUAGACACACUCUUUCGGUUUCUGUUUUAAGACAGUAAAACAUUCUUAAAAUGUCACGAUGGGAGCGAUGCGUAUUUUUAAAACUCAAGCGGCGCUUUUGAAUUGAACGCGCGCUGAUUCGGCGGGAAAUCUUUAUUUUGUGUCAGGUUUGACUUGACGGGUCUUCCAAAGGAACAUUCUGGUAUGCCUCGACAGAUCCGGCUACGGAGUCUCUCAUAACUUACUAGGGUUGAUAGACUGUUUGAAAUGGGCUCUUAUGUGAAAGACGGGACGCACACCUGUGCACCCUCAGCACACCUGAAGCUGCUCACCUUACAUCGAGAGCUGCUGGUGGAUCAGGUGAAAAACACACAGUGUGUUCUGGACAACCUGCAGCUGAACGGAUUCAUAUGCACUGAAGAUAUAGAGAUUAUACAACGCAGCAACACCAAAACAGACCAGGUACGCAAGAUCUUGGAGCUUGUGCAGAGUAAAGGAGAGGAGUGCUGUGCAUACUUCAUACACAUACUUCAUGAAGCAUACGACGCUUACAUUGACCUGCGGCCUUGGUUCAGUGAUAUUCAGUACACACCAUUAGAUAAUAUAAGUGUCAUACCAGUGAUUAACACUGACCCAAUUAGCAAGUACUGUGAGAAGCUCCGGCAUGAGCUGAGAAGAGACACUCAGUUCAUCAUGUCCUACUCGAAGAGCGACGAAACGCCACUGGAAGAUCUUUACACGGACACGCAGAUGGAACUCUUGAACGACAGGGAUGAGAGUCUGGGCUACUUACAGAGUCUGGAUGAACUUCUAGGAGACCAGGGGGUCUUCAACCAGCAGGCCGAGACCAUCUUUAUCACUGGUGAUGCUGGCGUAGGCAAAUCCAUUGUUCUUCAGAAACUGCAGAAUUUGUGGUCCAAACGGGAGCUGAGCACUCGUGCCAAGUUCUUCUUCAAAUUCAGGUGCAGGAUGUUUAGUGCCUUCAAGGAGUCAUAUGAGAUCUCAUUGAAGGACUUGAUCUUCAAGCACAAUUGCUAUCCUGAUGCAGACCCUGAUAAUGAAGUCUUUAACUACAUUUUACGAUUUCCUGAGAUGGUACUUUUCACGUUUGACGGGUACGAUGAAAUCCAAAUGGAAUUUGACCUGGACGGUGUUCCCGAAGUGGUUUCCCCCGAAGAAAAGACAAGCCCUCUUCUGCUUCUGAUGAAUUUGCUGUGUGGAAAAUUGCUCAAGGGUUCUCGAAAGAUCCUGACCGCACGAACUGGCACAGAAGUCCAAAGCAGAGUGAUGAGGAAGAAGGUGUGUUUGAGGGGAUUUUCACCUGAACACCUGAAGAGAUACACAGCUCUACACUUUCCCGAGCAGGUAUUCAGGACGCUGGUGAAUGAGCAGCUUGAUGCCAACCCUCACCUGUCGAGUCUAUGCUCCAUCCCAUUGUUCAGCUGGAUCAUCCUCAAGAGCUUCAAACAUCUCCGUUCUGUAUACGAUGACUUUGAGUUACCGGACUCUUCCGUCACCCUCACAAAUGUCUUCUUGCUUCUUUCAGAAGUCUUCUUGGGUCACUCAACGGCCCGUACUGGACUUCUGAAACGGAGCACAAGGUGUCCUGCGGAGACCUUCAAAGCUGGCGAGCAGAAGCUUUCGGCCUUCUCCAAGCUCGCUUUACAGUGUCUAGAGAAGGGCGUAUUCGUGUUCAGCAUGGACGAGGUGUUGUCAUGUGGAUUAGAUGAAAAGGACCUUCAGUUUGGCUUUCUGAGGCCUGUUUGCCAUUACGACGGAUGCGGAGGCUCGGCUACCUUUGAGUUUCUUCACAUGACCCUACAGGCCUUCUUAGCAGCUUUUUCUCUGGUUCUGGACUCAAAAAACCCUCCUGAUUUGAUUCUGAGGUUCUUCUCCAAAUGUGAAUACAAGUCGUCAUCGUCUUGUUUACCCUGUCUUGGAAAGUCAAAGCCCAGAGACACGGAUCCUUUUCAGACCAAUGAGCACUUUCAGUUCACCAACUUAUUCUUAUGUGGUCUCUUAUCCAAACCCAACGCUGCGCUCCUAGAGCACCUCGUUCCACCAUUGUUGUUGAAGCAAAAGUGCAAGACGCUCAAGUCGUACCUGUCGAAUGGCGUGAAGACUCAUCUUAAGAGUCUGCCCAGUAGCCAAGCCACAGAAAUCGAGGGCAUUAAAGUGCACGCAAUGCCAAAUUUCUUGUGGAUGCUUCGGUGCAUAUUUGAGACGAACAGCGAGGAAGUGGCCAAGAUGACCGCCAAUGGCAUAUCGGCAGAUUACAUCAAGAUUGCGUUCUGUAACAUCUACUCGGCGGACUGCAGCGCUUUGAACUUUGUACUCCAUCACCGUAAGAAGCACCUGGGAGUCGACAUGGAUAAUAAUAACAUUAAUGAUUAUGGUGUGAAGCAAUUGAGACCGUCUUUCAGCAAAAUGACUAUAGUAAGAUUGUGUGUGAAUCAGCUGACGGACAGCAGUAUUGAAGUUCUGUCAGAGGAGCUCAUCAGACACAAAGUUGUCAGGGUGUUGGGCCUUUACAAGAAUCAGAUCACAGAUGUCGGAGCCAAACUGGUUGCAAAGAUCAUUGAAGAAUGUCCACGUUUGAGGACUGUCAAGCUUGGCUGCAACCAAAUCACCGCUGUGGGUGGGAAGCAUCUUGCUUGCGCUAUUCAAAAGAGCAAAUCUAUCUUUGAUAUAGGAAUGUGGGGUAAUUCGAUUGCUGACGAGGGGGCAGAUGCUUUUGCGGAGGCAUUAAAGAAUCACCCCAGCCUCACCAACCUCAGUCUCUCUGCCAAUGGCAUCACAUCUCAUGGUGGCAGAAGUUUGGCAAAAGCGCUCGAGGAAAACACAAGCCUUAAAAUCUUCUGGUUGAUCCAGAACAGAAUCGGUGAUGACGCAGUGUCAGAUCUCGCUGAUGCCAUCAGGUCGAACUCUUCUCUGACCCAUGUGAUGCUAAUAGAAAAUGAGCUGACCGUUCAUGGAGCUGAACAGCUCGCUGAAGCCCUGACAAACAACACGACACUGAAGGAAAUCAAUAUUAAAGGAAACCGAAUCUGUGAAGAAGAAGAAAAACUCUUUGAGGUUGAAAAGAGGCUUCGCUUCCGCUGAGAAGGAAAACAGAACACACGUGACGUCUGUGAGGAAAUGUGGCGUAACCACAGAUGUUGAUGUAGCCUACAUUAGGCACAAAACAAACAACAUUUAUUUAGCUGUUUUACUACAAUAUUACGGUCUAAUGUUUUAUAACAAAGCCACAACAAUCACAGGUCAAUACAUCAGGGCUUGGUGAUAUCACAAUAUUUAUGUAAUCACUCUGAAAUGGUUAAAAAGGAUGAUUUUGUUGUCAUUGUAGACAAGCAGGUUCAAAAUGUUUAAUGCAAAUAGUAGAACACAGUAAAAAUCGAGUUUAUAAAAAAAGCAAGGCCUGUUUUCCCACACUGUUUUUCACUAAAUGAACACAAGGGAGAAUAUUUAAUUGAUAUGCGCCAAAUAUUUAGGCCUAGUAAUUAGCAGGAAUAUUUUCCUAAUUGCAAUACAUGAAAAAUGAAAAAAAAAAAAAAAAAAAAAAAAAAAUUUUUUUUCCCCAGUUUCUGCAAAUUAAUUGUUCCAUCAGUUUUGAAUGGAUUCAUUGAUGUUUUGACGUAAGUACGGAAAUUAACUGAACUUUAAUGCUGUUUUUGCAACUGAAGAUCAAAAAUCACGUGCAGGAUAUGAAUUGUAGAUAUCUAUACAAAAAUAUUUUACUAGUUAAAAUGCAAUUUUUUUAUAUCAGUAAAAAUUGUAAUUCUUGAUAUAUAAAAUAAUGUCAUAAAAAAACUAUUCUUGAUAUAAAAAACAGAAUUUUAACUAGUAAAAGCUAGAAAUUAAUAAUGCUUAAUAACUAGUACUUUUUUAUAUCUAUAACUGCAUUUUCACUAGUAUUUUCACUCCUCUUCCAAACACAAUUGCAGAUAUCUAUAAUUUCUUACAAGUAAAAAUUCAAAUUUUACAUAUCAGCAAUGUACUUCUAAUGCAAUGUCUUUUUUUAUAUCAGUAUUACAUUGUUACCAGUACAAAUAUCCAUUACUGAUAAUUAAUUAAAUUACAACUAGAUAUCUGUAAAUGAGAUCUGGUAUUUCAUAUACCUGCAUGAUUUCAUAUAUCAAUAUAUUGAAGUCUUUCUAACUUACAAUAACAUUAUAUGUAUCUGAAAUGAACAUUGCCACGAAUGAAAACCAAAUUUUAUCAAAAAUAAGCAUUUUUACUAUUUGUAAUUCAGUUGUUGAUAUUAGGAAUGGACAUUUGCACUAGAGAUAAUGCAAUUAUUGACAUCAAAAUAUGAUCACUUUUACCUGUAAAAACUAGAGAAAAAUUAAUUAUAGAUAUCUGUAAUUGCAUUUUCAACAGGAGUGAAUUACACACCAUUGAAAUUCUGCUCGUCAAAAUACAGAAACGGACUUUUACAGAUGAAAUUCAAAUUUUUUUUUUUUAGAACAACAAUGAGUAUUUAUGUGAAUAAUGAUGUCAUUUUUGAUAAAUAAUUGCUUUUACUUGAGCAAACCUAAUUACUGAUAUCAAAAACUAAUUUUCACUAGUAAUAAUUCAAUUGCUGAUCUCAAGAAUGAUCAUUUCAACUAGUGAAAAUGCAAUUAUAGAUAUUUAUAAUUUAUCUACUGCACCUGAUUAAAUGUCAAAAUACACACCCUUUAGGAAACUUAAUGGCUAACGCAUUAUAAUUGAAAAACGCAUAAAUUUGAUGAAUAUUGCCUAGCCCUAAUAUAUAUACAUACACUACCGGUCAAAAGUAAUUGAAACACUUAUUCAUUCUUUAUUAUAAUUUUUUUUUUCACAUUUUAGAAUAAUAGUAAAGUCAUCAAAACUAUGGAAUAACAUAAAUGGAACUUUGGGAAUUAUGUUGUGAUUAAACAAAAUCCCAAAUAAAUCAAAACUGUGUUAUAUUUGAGCAUCUUCAAAGUAGUCACCCUUUGUCUAGAAUUUGCAGACAUGUACUCUUGACAUUUUCUCAAACAACUUCUUGAGGUAUCACCCUGGGAUGCUUUUUAAACAGUAUUGAAGGAGUUCCCAUCUAUGUUGGGCACUUAUUGGCUGCUUUUCUUUAUUAUUUGGUCCAAGUCAUCAACUUCAAAAACUUUUUUUUUUUAAUUACAUUUUAGUUUUAUAAUGAAAUAAAUUAAUAUGGUGGCACAAUUAUAUUUUUGUCUACAAAACUCAUUUGAAACAUUGAAGCAUACGCCUUCAGAUCAAAAGAUUUUUAAGAUCAUGAGAAACAUUUCAGUCAAGUGUUUCAAAACUUUUGACCAGUAGUGCACACACACACACACGUACACACACACACAAACAUGUGCACACACACACACACACACAUGCGCACACAUGCACACACACACACACACACACAAACAUGUGCACACACACACACACACACACACACAC